This is a messenger RNA of Saccostrea cuccullata (small rock oyster), 2241 nucleotides long. Its product is annotated as protein arginine N-methyltransferase 7-like. The transcript has 14 exons. Lineage: Eukaryota; Metazoa; Mollusca; Bivalvia; Ostreida; Ostreidae. Bases 55 to 2175 code for a protein of 706 amino acids. Gene Ontology annotation, biological process: peptidyl-arginine methylation. The record is from RefSeq and is a predicted model, not a curated record. Gene Ontology annotation, molecular function: protein-arginine omega-N monomethyltransferase activity.
AUCAUGUAAAUUAUCCGUAAAGAGUAACAACGUAUGUUCUUUUGGUGAAAACGUAUGUUCUUUUGUCACCGAUUAAAAUUAUUAUUUACGCCUGGUAGCAAUAUAAAGAGGAAAAUGAGCACUUUAGUCUCCAUUGUCAACCCUUGCACAGGCAAACUGGAUUGGAAAUUACAAGAUGACAGUUAUGAUUACCACCAAGAAAUUGCAAGGUCUGGAUAUGCUGACAUGCUCCAUGAUACAGAAAGGAACAAAAAAUACUAUGCUGCAUUAGAGGAGGCUAUCCAAAUAAAAAGACACCUAGGAGAACCAGUUCACGUACUAGAUAUUGGGACUGGUACUGGUCUCCUCUCCAUGAUGGCGGCUAAGCUUGGAGCUGACUCUGUGACCGCCUGUGAGGCAUUUGAACCCAUGGCAAAAUGUGCCAAAAAGAUCAUCCAGCAGAAUGGAUUCGAAAAUAAGAUCAGGUUAAUUCCAAAGCGAUCAACAGAUGUCACAGUUGGUGCAGAUGGGGACAUGCUAGAGAGAGCUAAUAUACUGGUUACAGAAGUAUUUGAUACUGAACUGAUUGGAGAAGGGGCCAUCAACACAUUUACUCAUGCACACAAAGAACUUCUGAAGAAGAACUGUAUAGUUGUCCCAACCGAUGCCAACAUGUAUGUGCAGGUGGUCAGCUCAGACUUUAUCCGGAGAUGGAGGGACAUUAGACCCGUAAAGAUACCAGGUUGCGAGGACAUUGUCCCUCCUCCAGAGAUGACCAGCUGUGGAGGAGCACCUGCUCUACAUGACCUUCAACUUCAUGAGCUCCCACAAUCCCUCUUUCAAGUCCUUUCUUCACCUAUGAAGGUUUUUAGAUUUGAUUUUAGUGGAAAUUCUCCUCUGAAAUUCGAAAACCAGUCUGAAAAGACAUUUGAGGCAUUAUGUGAUGGACAAACAGAUGGAGUUUUGAUGUGGUGGGAUCUAGAAAUGGAUACCAAGAACAAAAUCAACUUGAGCUGUGCUCCUGGUUGGGCCCAUCCAAGGCCUGAGGAAUUACAGUGGCGGGACCAUUGGAUGCAGGCCAUCUUCUACCCAAAUCAGCCUCUUUCAGUGCAGAAAGGUGAAAAUGUGAAGGUCAUAAGCAACCAUGAUGAAUACAGUUUGUGGUUUAAUGUGCAGUCAAAAAACAGAAACAGCAAUUUAAACAUGGGACCAGCAUGUACCUGUGGAAUGCAUGUCACCUAUAGCAGGUCACAGAUAGGAAUGUUGAAUGAUCCUCAUCGGAAAGAUAUCUACUACAAUCUCUUAAAACAGAAUGUAACAACAGACUCAGUUAUCAUGACCAUAUCUGACGGCAGCCUUCUACCAUUGAUAGCAGCUAGACUUGGGGCCAAAAAAGUAUUCGCUUUGGAGACAAACAGUCUAACAAGAAGGAUCCUGCAGCAGUUUAUAAAGCACAAUGGCCUUGAGGACAGGGUCACAGUUCUAAGUAAAGAGCCUGAGGAAAUUACAGAGGAGGAUCUAGAAAAUUGCAAGAUUGAUUUAGUGGUAGGAGACCCAUAUUUCCAAUCAGCUGUGUUGCCAUGGCAUCAUGUUCAUUUCUGGUAUGCUGCUAAGCAGCUCUCCAAAUUCCAUUCUGUUAAAGCACUGGAGUUACCACGGCAACUGACAAUUAAAGCAAUGGCUGUCUGUUUCCAAGAUCUGUGGAAGAUUAGAUCACCGGUGGGACUGUGUGAGGGAUUCAACAUACAACUUUUUGAUGAAAUGGUUGAGGCCUCUGCUGAGGUUUCAGACAGUGAAAUAGAACCCCAGCCCCUGUGGGAGUACCCCUGUACGGCUUGUAGUGACCCUGUCACGGUUCAGUCAUUCAGAUUCAGUGAAGUAUCAACGAUGACCUACGAAUCCCAGUACUCUGACAUCUCUAUCAGACUGGACACUUCACGACGUGGGAAGUGCAAUGGGAUUGUAUUGUGGGCAGAAUACCAGUUUACAGAUGAACUUACAAUUUCUCUGGGACCAAGAGAAAAAGUCAUUGUGGGUGAAAAAGUUGAAUGGGACUUCUAUAGUAAACAGGGUGUUCAUCUCCUGAUGAAUAAAGGGAAAAGUCUGAUAGAAAAUAUAGAGACCAUAAAUGUAUCAUUGACUUUUGUACCCAUAAAUGCGGAUUUUGACUUCACUUUCAAGACAGUAAAAUCAUGAGAGUCCAUCAUAAAUCUUACUUGAACAUGUGUCCUGUGUAAAAUUUAAAUUAAUAUGUCAAUUAUU